Messenger RNA from Lucilia sericata (common green bottle fly), 1581 nucleotides. RefSeq names its product iduronate 2-sulfatase (gene Ids). The transcript has 3 exons. Gene Ontology annotation, molecular function: iduronate-2-sulfatase activity. NCBI's taxonomy places the organism in Eukaryota, Metazoa, Arthropoda, Insecta, Diptera, Calliphoridae. Bases 10 to 1575 code for a protein of 521 amino acids. The record is from RefSeq and is a predicted model, not a curated record.
AAUUUAAAAAUGUUUUUCUCUAGUAUUUGCAAAAUUUUGUUUGUGUUUUCUAUAAUUUCUAUAUUAAAAUCUGAAGCGGAAAGAAGAAAUCCCAAGUAUAAUGUGGUAGUUGUAGUAUUUGAUGAUUUGCGGCCAGCAAUAGGAGCUUAUGGCGAUAGAUUAGCACAUACGCCACACAUAGAUGCCUUUAUAAAUGGUAGUUAUUACUUUACACGAGCCUACAGUCAGCAAGCACUUUGUGCUCCAAGUCGUAACUCAUUUCUGUCUAGUCGUCGACCAGAUACUUUACAUCUUUACGAUUUCUACAGCUACUGGCGUACGUUUAGUGGAAAUUUUACAACAUUACCACAAUAUUUUAAAAACCAUGGCUAUUAUACAUAUGCAGCUGGCAAAAUCUUUCAUCCUGGGGUUUCAUCCAAUAAUAGUGAUGAUUAUCCUCUUAGCUGGUCAGAGAAACCAUUUCGCCCAAAAACCGAAAAAUUCAUGAACUCUCCUGUGUGUCCGGAUAAGUUGGGUGUUUUGCGCAAAAAUCUCAUCUGUCCAGUACAUUUGCAAACACAGCCUUUUAAAACUUUGCCCGAUAUAGAGUCAGUAGCGGAAGCCAUAAGAUUUGUACAAAAUCGUAAGAAAAGUCGUAGACCUUAUUUCUUCGCUUUGGGUUUUCACAAGCCACACAUCAAUUUUCGUUUUCCUCGUCAAUUUUUACAUAAAUUUCCUUUGCAUAAGUUCUACAACUAUACCUCGGAUACUUAUAAACCACAUGAUAUGCCCAACGUUGCUUGGAAUCCCUACACGGAUGUUCGUUCCAGAGAUGAUUUUAAACACAUGAAUAUAUCAUUUCCCUAUGGUCCGAUUUCCCAACUGCAAAGUGCUCAAAUACGCCAGGCUUAUUAUGCCUCUGUGGCUUAUGUCGAUGAUUUGUUUGGUAAAUUUAUAACUCACAUUGACUUGGAGCGAACGAUUGUUGUGGUAACUAGCGAUCAUGGUUGGUCUUUGGGUGAACAUGCAGAAUGGGCCAAAUAUAGCAAUUUCGAGGUAGCAUUAAGGGUGCCCCUAAUUAUACGCAGCCCAGAAUUUCCCCUAACAACUGCAGGAAAACGUUUAAAUACUAUUGCUGAAUUAGUAGACAUAUUUCCCACCCUAGUGGAUCUGACCCAUUUGCCCAGCAUGCCUAAGUGUGAUUACUCAAAGCCUAUGAACGAGCAAUUGUUUUGCACUGAAGGCAAAAGCCUACAACCCUUAUUUCACGGAAUUGGUCUAGGACAAGAAUAUUUUGCUCUUAGUCAAUAUCCUAGACCUGGUAUGCAACCGACAAAGCAUCCCAACAGUGAUAAGCCAAAACUAAAGAAUAUUAAAAUAAUGGGUUACUCGCUACGUACAAAUCAUUAUCGUUACACAUUAUGGGUACAAUUUUAUCCACAUAAUUUUACACGUGAUUUUUCCAAUAUAUUUGGAGAAGAAAUGUAUGAUCAUCGUUUGGAUGCCGCCGAAGAAAUCAAUUUGGUCGACUGGCCUGAAUUUGACGAUAUACGUCUAUGGUUAAGAGAUAAAUUAAUAAAAGCGUUUAACAAAUAAACUGAA